Glycine soja is the source of this 1512-nucleotide messenger RNA. RefSeq names its product ethylene-responsive transcription factor ERF061-like. Gene Ontology annotation, biological process: regulation of DNA-templated transcription. Bases 273 to 1250 code for a protein of 325 amino acids. The record is from RefSeq and is a predicted model, not a curated record. The transcript has a single exon. Lineage: Eukaryota; Viridiplantae; Streptophyta; Magnoliopsida; Fabales; Fabaceae. Gene Ontology annotation, molecular function: DNA binding; DNA-binding transcription factor activity.
AAUCUGUAGGAAAGUGCUUCCUGUUUCUAUAAAUACACCCUGCCCAUGGUAAGAGUCCUAGCAUACUGUUUCAAACCCCCCAAAAGCCAUUACUUAUAUCAAUUAUCACCAUCCCCUUGUUUUCUUUUCCACAUAACCUGCAACUUGUUUCAUUGAUCCUCACUACCUUCUAAAGCUACAAAAACUACUAUUUUUGUUUCCUAUACAGCAGGGAAGAGGAACCAGUUAUUUUCGGUGAAAAGUACACCGGAAAGUUUUUGCCUAAAGAAAUCAUGGAGGGAAUGCGAGACACAAAGUCACAGCUUGAAAUCCAAGACCAAGAGGGUACUAAUAUUGGGUCCUCUUUGUCAAAGCUCAUAUUAGCAAGUGGCAGUGGCACAAACACCCUUGACUCAAUUUUCUCCAAUUGCCCACAAACAACAAAUGGCAGCACUAGUAGCAACUCCGUGUUAGAUGAUUUAGAACCCUUUAGGUCUUCGGGGUGUGAGUCUUUAGGCUCUUCCGUGUACCUCCGCCAAAGGGACAUCCUCCAAAAAUUCUACCAAGAAAGCCGAGGAAAUGGGAACAAUAACGGGUCUUAUAAUAUUCCCAGAUCCUUGGCAAAUACGUCUAUAAACUCUGUUUGCAGGAGUUCUUCGUUGAGUUGUUAUUCGUUGACGAAGCCUUGUAAGAAAAAGCUGUACAGGGGAGUGAGGCAGAGGCACUGGGGAAAAUGGGUGGCGGAAAUUAGACUCCCUCAGAACAGGAUGAGAGUGUGGUUGGGAACCUACGACACCGCCGAAGCUGCUGCCUACGCCUACGACCGCGCCGCCUAUAAGCUCCGUGGAGAGUACGCGCGCUUGAACUUUCCCAAUCUCAAGGACCCCACCAAGCUGGGAUUCGGUGACUCUGCGAGAUUGAACGCCUUGAAGUCCUCCGUAGACGCCAAAAUUCAAGCCAUAUGCCAGAAGGUCAAAAAGGAGAGAGCCAAAAAGAAUGCCACCAAGAAGAAGCUUCAUGAUAGUUCGGGCAGCACUGACCCUAAUGGCGGGCAGAAGAUCAACUCCUCUUCUUGCUCUUCGUCAUCGCUGUCGCAGCCGUUGUCGCCACCUUCGAUUUUUUACGAUAAUUGGGCGAACGAUUUGUUCUCGCCGGCCUCGGUUUCGACGGAGUGUCAAUCAAUGGAAACAGAGGAGUUGUUCGAAGGUUGUUCUCUGGCUAGAUUGCCUUCCUUCGAUCCCGAGUUGAUUUGGGAGGUUCUGGCCGUUUAAUUCAUUAAUACUGUCUUUCUGUCUUUAAUUAAUUAGGUUACUUACAGCGACCACCGCUGAUGUCAUGUGUAUAUAUAUUAUUAUUAGUGUGGUCUUGUUUUUGUUUGUCGGAAUGAUGAGAGGUCCUUUAGCGUUUUGAGUAGGAUUGGUAUGGCUGUGGGUUUUUUGCUCAAGGCAGUUGCUUCCUAUUGCUCUUGUUGUGAUAGACUUCUCCCUCCUCCAUUUUAAUUUUUCUUAUUCACACCACUUCUUCUGUCUGCAA